Messenger RNA from Morone saxatilis (striped sea-bass), 1446 nucleotides. RefSeq names its product histidine triad nucleotide binding protein 3 (gene hint3). Bases 52 to 507 code for a protein of 151 amino acids. Gene Ontology annotation, molecular function: catalytic activity. The transcript is spliced from 5 exons. The record is from RefSeq and is a predicted model, not a curated record. NCBI's taxonomy places the organism in Eukaryota, Metazoa, Chordata, Actinopteri, Moronidae.
CUCGAUGACCUCUGGGAUCGACUGUGCGGUCUGACAGUUCACUGUACAACGAUGGCAGGAGUCGAGGCUACACAAGGAUAUGACAAAAAAUGUAUUUUCUGCAAGAUUGUAAACAAUGAAAUGGGCACGGAGCUUCUUCACAGUGAUGAGGAAAUCUCGUGUUUCAGAGACAUCAAACCUGGAGCUCCCCACCAUUACCUGAUCGUCCCAACCAGACAUGUUGGGAACUGUAAAUCACUCAGCAAAGAACAUGUGCCUUUGGUGAAUCGGAUGAUCGAGACAGGAAAGGAGAUCCUCCAGAAAAACAACGUAACAGAUCUCAGUGAUGUCAGGUUUGGUUUUCAUUGGCCUCCGUUCUGUUCUGUCACACAUCUACACCUUCAUGUCCUGGCACCUGCCAGUCAAAUGGGCUUCAUGUCCCGCCUCUUCUACAGACUCAACUCCUAUUGGUUUAUCACGGCAGAUCAGCUGAUUGAGCUUCUCAACUCUAAAGGAGAGACCAACUGAUCACUUGCUUUGGAUCCAGUUCUUUUACGACUGUGAUGAAGUGACUGAAAUAUCCACCUUCUUAUAGAUGUCAUUUUGGAUUAUACACAGCCACAUUAAGUUGCUCUCUGUUUGGCCGGAGCUGACGACAGUAUUUUAAACUGGUGACAUAUUUGUGACAAGAGACCACUUGGUUUUAUUUUUGGUAUCAAAACUUUUCAGACUGUAUGCCAAAUCUUGUUUCUUGCUAAUUGAGACAUGACACAUAUGUUCAAGGAUCAAGGUAAACAAAUUUUUUUUAAUAUUUUUACAGAAGAAGAUAAUUGAAUCUCCAUUAAUCCGCCAUAAUAAAAUGUAUUUACGUUAUGGACCAAGUAGCAUACAGUGUGAUUAACAUCUGUUAAUCACCAAAGACAAUGCUGAAGGCAUCCUUUCUUUGUAUUGAAUGUAAAGGUGAACUGAGUGGAACAGUAGAUGUAUUGAGGUGGUAUUUCAACCAGAAACGCACAUACAAUUAAUGGUUUGAUUUCUUGACAUGCAGGACUCUGUUAAUGCUUUACAAAUUUGAUUUUAUGCAUGUGUAACAGAAAUUAAUCUAAAUCUUUUUUGUUUAAUUCAUAUACUGACACUAUUGCUGUGUAUACUAUGUUAUGUUGAGUUAUAUCUUUACUGAUGGGCAUUUUGUGGCCUAGACUGGCUCGGCUGCUUUACAGUGGAGGCAACUAAGGCAUCCUCUGAUGUUCUAAAGGGUGCUUAAUGAUCUCAACAAGCACUGAAAUAUAGUGCAGUAUUUGUUAAUACAUGCUCAAUUUUUUGAUUUGGUGUAAUGUCUCAAGAUUGUAUUCAGAUAUAUAACAUGAACUGAUUGGUUGGUGCAUGAAGUGAACAGGUACGCUCUACUUUACUGCUGAAUGUUAAGGAAUGUAAAGAAAGACGAUAAUACUGUAUGUACUGUACGAA